UGCCCUUCUGCCCCGAUGGACGGGGGUAGCUUUGGAGAUCCGGGCCGUCUCCGGCUCCCUUGCUGGGCAGGGGCAGGGGCAGAGCGGUGGCAGAGGGUGAGGGCAGAUUGUGCCGCCCCCGAGGGGGCAGCCGGUGGCUUCCAGGCCGUCCUGGCGGGGAGCCGCGGGGAGUCCCGGGGAGGCGCCAGGGUGAAGGUCCUGGAAGGAGGAGGAGCCCUCACUCGGGAGGCCCAGCGCUUCGGGGGCCAGGGGGCCGAGGGGCCGCGGGGGCUCUGCAGCCGCCUCCACCACCUUUGCCGCCAGUGGCUGCAGCCGGAAAGGAACACCAAGGCCCAGAUGCUGGACCUGGUGCUGCUGGAGCAGUUCCUGGCCGUCCUGCCCAGGGAGAUGGAGCGCUGGGUGCGGGAGUGCGGAGCCGAGACCAGCUGCCAGGCGGUGGCCCUGGCCGAGGGCUUCCUGCUGAGCCGGGCGGAGGAGCAGAAGGAGCAGUUUCAGGGAGAGGGACCCUCUGUGGAGGUGACCGCAAGCAGGGAAUUCUCCAGUCCCCCAGAGGAACUAGUUUUGGGUGGGAGCUUCCAGGAGAGUCAAAGUCAAGAGAUCUUACCAGUGGGCAGAACCGUUUCCCUGAUGUUCAGUGAAAUGUCUCAGUUUUGUGACGGAGCAGAAAGAAAAGCUGAACCUUCAGCUCAGGGUCCUGUUUCCUUUGAGGAGGUGGCUGUGUAUUUCACUGAGGAAGAGUGGGGCCUUCUGGAUUCCAACCAGAAGGCCCUCCAUGGGGAAGUCAUGCUGGAGAAUGCUAGAAGUGUGGCCUCUCUGGAAGUGCCCAAACCACAGUUUGUCUCCUGGCUGGAAGGAGAAGAUCCGUUCUUCUGGAAUUCUGAAGAAGGUGAUGGGCAGAACAGUGGGAAGUACGUGGAACCCCCUCUGAUGUUCUUCGACCAUAAUUUGCUUCCGAGUUCGUACACAGGGGAGAAACCCUACAAAUGCUUAGAAUGUGGAAAGAGCUUCAGUAUGAGCAGCCACCUGCUUUCUCAUCAGAGGACCCAUGCAGGAAAAAAGUCGUAUAAAUGCCUGGAGUGCGGAAAGAGCUUCACGCAGAACUUCAGCCUCACGGUCCAUCAAAGGACUCACACGGGGGAAAAACCCUAUGAGUGUGUCGACUGUGGAAAGUGCUUCAGCCGCAGCCAGCAUCUCCUUCAGCACAGAAGCAUCCAUACAGGGGAGAAACCGUUUCAGUGCGCCGACUGUGGAAAAUGCUUCAGCCGCAGCCAGCAUCUUGCCCAGCAUCGAAGUAUCCACACGGGAGAGAAACCGUACAAAUGCACAGAGUGUGGGAGACGCUUCAGCAACAGCGGAAGCCUCAAUACGCACCAGAGGACCCACACCGGAGAGAAGCCCUACAAAUGCCUGGAGUGUGGGAAGAGCUUCAGCAAGAGCAGUAACCUUACGGCCCAUAAACGGAUCCACACCGGGGAGAAGCCCUAUCAAUGUCUGGAGUGUGGGAAGAGCUUCAGCAAGAGAGGUAACCUGUAUAAGCAUCAAACGAUCCACACGGGGGAAAAACCCUACACGUGCGUGGAAUGCGGAAAGAGCUUCCGGAUGAGCGGUAACUUUUAUAAGCAUCAGAGGAUCCACACAGGAGAGAAACCCUAUGAAUGCCUGGAGUGCAGAAAGCGCUUUGCUCUUAGGCAUCAGUUGACUUCACAUCAAAGGACUCAUGCCGAUGAGAAACCGUUUCAGUGCUUAGUGUGUGGAAAGGACUUUAAAUACAGUGAGCAGCUUACUCAGCAUGAAAGCGCCCACACGGCGUCCAGCCAAGAUGGAGACUUGGCUGGAGAAACUUCAGCUCACUUUGAGAGCUCCUAUUUCUCUUUGUAUCCCGACAAUUGUUUGAUCUCCUUUAUUUGGUCCGGAAACCGGUGAUUGUUGUCUCUUUCAGGGUCUGGGGCAGUUUGUGAAUAAUCUAAUCCAAGAGACGUAAUGGAAGAACAGAGAGACUUUGUGGUCCUCUCUGCCAGCAACAUCUGGGGUGGAAACUCAGGUUAUACUUGAAAAACAAUUAUAGCUUCAAUCAAUUUUUUCCCAAUAAUUGGCUGAUACAUUUGUAUUGUAAAGAAUGAGGCAGAGAAUGGGAUCGGUCAACUGGAAGCCAUCCAGAACAGAACUGCAGAAUGCAAUUAUGUUCUGUGAUUGACUUGGGAUCUCAUCCGGGGGCUUCCAGAAAGCUCUUUUUUUAUGACAAAUGUGUUAGACGAAACAUCAGCUCAGACAUAAGUAAGAAUUUGAAAGGAUUCAUCUUCCCAUAGAUGUUCAUGGGUGGAGCCAGGGGCGUCACCCUCAUCAAUGUUGUCAUGCAAAUGAUGUAUGUGACAUCAGUGUGGCUUCUACUGUUGCCUGUUCACCUCCCCCUGUUGUGUUUGACGGAUUAUUAUAGACUUCCUUACGAUAUCUUUCAAGGAUCUGAGGUCUGCUCAAGAUAACAGGAAGGCUUAAAUGGGAUCUGUCCAAAAUCUUAGGAUGACACCAAGCAGGUGGUUGGUAAUUGGCAGACUUUUUCAAACGACACACUGUUGGUGAAGGAGAAGAAUCCGAAAUAUUUGAUUCUCAUUCCUGCAACAUUCACCAUCCAACAAUCUCAGAUCUUUCUUCCAGUUGUGGAAGGUUUUAUUGUCUACUUGGGUUGAAACCUCUUUGGGAGAGGUUUACUCUUAGAUCUGCCCUGAACCUGGCAUCAGUUCAUAAUAAAAUGUCAACGCGCUUUUUCCUGGUCGCUUAA
Molecule: messenger RNA, 2776 nt
Organism: Candoia aspera
Lineage: Eukaryota; Metazoa; Chordata; Lepidosauria; Squamata; Candoiidae
Product: zinc finger protein 436-like
Exons: 6
Coding region: 16-1923 (635 amino acids)
Biological process (GO): regulation of transcription by RNA polymerase II
Cellular component (GO): nucleus
Molecular function (GO): DNA-binding transcription factor activity, RNA polymerase II-specific; RNA polymerase II cis-regulatory region sequence-specific DNA binding
Source: RefSeq, a predicted model, not a curated record